UUCCCUACUCACAUGUUAUGCUAUAACCGGUAAUAAAUGUCAAAUUUAUCCGUAAUGAAAAAUUUCCGCAGUAACUCUUAAAAUUGAUGCAAAUUGUGUUAGUGGUUGGCAUCUUCUUCCUAACUUCCGCCACGAUGGCAUGGAGGUCGCACGGAAAAAACAACGCCGAAUUAAUCCGGAAUUUGCGAGCGAACGGAAUCAUCCGUAGCGAUGCCGUGGAAAACGCGAUGAUGGCAGUCGACCGUGGCAAUUACUCCCGCAAUAACCCGUACAUGGACGCCCCCCAAGGCAUCGGCUACGGAGUGACAAUCAGUGCUCCUCAUAUGCACGCCCACGCUCUUGAAUUACUCAAAGAGAAACUGAUCAACGGAGACAGGGCCCUGGAUGUGGGUUCAGGCAGCGGGUAUCUGACAGCCUGCAUGGCCAUUAUGCUCGGAAAGAAAGGAAUUGCUGUCGGUAUUGACCAUAUCCCUGAACUUGUGGACAUGUCGGUCCGCAAUAUCCAGAAAGAUAAACCGGAGUUGCUGGAGUCGGGACAAUUGAGAUUGAUUUUGGGAGACGGGCGGAAAGGACAUGCUGAACUGGGGCCUUAUGACGCUAUACACGUUGGGGCGGCUGCGGCUGUGUUGCCGCAACCUCUGGUGGAUCAGCUGAAGGUAGGAGGACGCCUGAUUAUUCCGGUGGGUCCAGCAGGGGGCGACCAACAACUCGAACAGAUCGACAAGCUGCCUGACGGCUCAGUCCAACGCAAGUCUCUCAUGGGGGUUGUCUACGUCCCACUAACCGAUAAAACACACCAGUGGCCUCAUUCCCAUUGACAAUUAUUCGUAGGAGCCGUUUUCGUUCUGUCGUUACUUUUGAUUUGUUACAAGUAUUUCAAAUCGUAAUGCUGCUCUAGUCAUCCUGUAUUCCUCUUGACAAAAAUUAUUUAUUUCGCGCGUCCAUUGAUAUUCUCUGAGGAAAACUGUAAUUAUCAUUAAAUAAACUUAUUUUCGUUCAA
Zophobas morio is the source of this 1000-nucleotide messenger RNA. RefSeq names its product Protein-L-isoaspartate (D-aspartate) O-methyltransferase (gene Pcmt). The record is from RefSeq and is a predicted model, not a curated record. The transcript is spliced from 4 exons. Gene Ontology annotation, biological process: protein modification process. Gene Ontology annotation, cellular component: cytoplasm. The coding region runs from base 87 to 818 and encodes 243 amino acids. NCBI's taxonomy places the organism in Eukaryota, Metazoa, Arthropoda, Insecta, Coleoptera, Tenebrionidae. Gene Ontology annotation, molecular function: protein-L-isoaspartate (D-aspartate) O-methyltransferase activity.